GCUAUAUACUCUCAUAUAAUUCAUUGACUUUAUGUUUACUGUAAUAAAGGAGAACCCUGCUGAAAGAUCAACUCCCAUUAGUUUUCGAUUCAUGAAUCAAACAUUGUUAGCUAUGAAAACUGAAAUUAGAACUCUGGAAACCUGAGGAAUGGCGUUGAUGUGAUUUCUCUAGCAGGAUGUCAAGGGUUUUGCUUGAUAUAGCCCAGCCAACAUUCAGCCUUGCUUUACAGGUUGGCUUUGCAAUGGCAUUACUGCUCUUCUUAGUGCUGCUGCAACUCUUCCCAGUGAACUGUCUGGACUUCAUUCAGGGGCGCAUUGUUGGAGGAUACACCCCAUCACCGAAUUCAAUCAAAUACAUUGUAUCAAUACAAAGCUCCAAAGGUGUGCACUUCUGCGGUGGAUGUCUGGUCCAUAAAUACUGGGUGCUCACAGCUGCUCAUUGCAAUGGGGUUGGUGACAUGAUGGUGGUGGCUGGAGAUUUUACUCUGGGUACUUAUGAGGGAACCGAGCAGUUGUCCAAACCUCAGUCUCUGAUCCCACAUCCACUGUACAACAGGAGCACUAAUAAUGCAGACAUCAUGCUAAUAAAGCUUAGUGUGCCCAUAGAGCUGAACAGGUAUGUGUCCCUCGCCCCGCUCCCCAAACAGAAUGCAGGGUUACUGGCGGGCAGGAUUUGCCGCGUGUCUGGGUGGGGCUCCACCAGCCACAGUGGAGGUCAAAAUCCCCUCACUCUCCAGACAGUCAAAGUCCCCAUCGUCUCUACUGCCAAGUGCAAUGGCAGUGAAUCUUUCAAUGGAAACAUCACAGCCAAUAUGAUCUGUGCGGGGACAAGCAAAGGGGGAAAAGAUGCAUGUAAGGGGGAUUCUGGUGGCCCUUUAGUGUGUGAGGGACGGGUCUACGGUCUCGUCUCUUGGGGAAAUGGCUGUGGAGAUCCCAAAUUUCCAGGAGUGUACACAGCCGUUUCCAGGUUCCGCAGAUGGAUUGACCAAACCAUAUACAGCCCGUACUUACGAUGCAUGAAGCCAUGAAAUCAAACUUCACUAUACUUAGAGAAGAGGACAAUUUAGAUUUAAGCACAUUGAACUAUAUGAUAAAAUGCUUUUUAAAUACAUUUUUAUUUCUUACAAUUGUUUAAUAGAGAAGAGGCUUAUGCAUAUGUAUCCUCAAGGUUAAAAUUUUGUCAAGCCGGCUGUCAAUCUGUGAUGUUUAGAUUGUCUAUUAAGCAAUAAUAGUACUAAUAAAGAGUAAUGCUGCUCUUCUUAAUGUUGCUACAACUCUUCCCAGUGAAUUGUAAGUAAACUAACAACAGUAAUUACAUUUCUUGUGCAGGAUUUUCAGAAAUAUUCCAGAGAAGUGCAUGCUUCAAAAGCUCUCUCUGUCAUUUAAACUUUAUUGUUGCUCAGUGUUUGCUAAAUCAUCCACCCAUUACGUAACCACUAUUAAAACUGACAAUGUUGACAUAGAUUAGUGGUAGACCGAUAUUGUUUUUUCAAUUCUGCAUUCAAUCCCAUCCGGCAAUGCUGAAAAUUUGGAUAUGACCGUAUUUGCACCUGCUAACAUGCAUUGCUUAGCACAUCAUUGAUAACAGUGGAUAACAUGUGAAAUGCAGGUUUUUGCAAUGGUAUCCAGUGUUGGGGAAAGGUACUUUUAAAAGUAAGGCAUUACAAUAUUAAGUUACUCUCCAAAAAAGUAACUAAUUGCGUUACUUAGUUACUUUUCAUGGAAAGUAAUGAUUACGUUAUUUUUGCGUUACUUUUGGGUUACUUUUUCUUGAUCUCUUUCAGGACUUGCAGGUGGCUUUCCAUCGCAAAAAUGACUGAAACUCCACUCAGGCGCGCACGCAUAGAGUGCGUAAAUCUACGUUAAUACGUUUAGUUUAAUGCAGUACAUUGUUUUUUUACAUAGAAUUAAUUAAACUGAAAAGUAACUCAAAUAUUAUUAUGUAUGCGUUACUUUACUUGUUACUUCAGAAAAGUAAUAUUAUUACGUAAUGCACGUUACUUGUAAUGCGUUACCCCCAACACUGAUGGUAUCACAUGCCAAUUUGUAUGUAUUUUAUGAGGUGGAUAAUUUGUAUUAAUUUGUACACUGUAAAAAGUUAGAUCAACUUAAAAAAUUACUUCAAUUGGUCACACUUACAAAAAUUAAGUUUAUUCACCUAAAGUGAAAUUUUAAGUUGAAAAAACAUUACUACCUUUUCACUUUUUACACUGUAUGACUACAAUCGUACAUUUUUGUACAUUUGCUUUUGCCCGUAAUGCUGGGGUUAUGGGCAGGUUAUGAGGGGGUUUCGUUAUUGUUUUUAUGAUAAUCGUACAUUUUUGUACGAUUAACUUUG
This is a messenger RNA of Misgurnus anguillicaudatus (oriental weatherfish), 2338 nucleotides long. Its product is annotated as trypsin. Lineage: Eukaryota; Metazoa; Chordata; Actinopteri; Cypriniformes; Cobitidae. The record is from RefSeq and is a predicted model, not a curated record. Gene Ontology annotation, biological process: proteolysis. Gene Ontology annotation, molecular function: serine-type endopeptidase activity.